AUGAAUAACAUUCCGGUAGAUUUGCACUCUUCGGGUUUGUGUGUUCGAAUCGGAAAAUGCCCUCAGCGAUCUAGCUUGUGUCCUGUUGCUUUGAGUAGGUGGGCCAACCAGUCAGCGGCCAGAUGUGAAACUGAAUUGAAAAUAUCCAGGACGAGGCCGAACGAAGCACUGAGUACACGACCGAACAGGUGUGCAAUACGUGUGGCUCUUAAAUGUAUGGCCCCGUCCGAGGCUGUUGGUAGCACGCAUUCGAGGCAUUUGGUGAGCUUUCUUUCAACAAGCUCUGGUAUGUUCCCUUCUGGAAGCUUACCUGAAAAUUUGCUGAUGGAACUUCCCGGCGUAAUAUAUCGGCCCACGAUCAAGCUACCAGAUCCCUUGUCAUGUGGUGGUGAAAUAUUAGGGUUAAAGCCACUCAACAUAUUCAAAGCAGGGAGAUAUGUCGAAUUUUGCGGUUCCUGUAGUGGUAACAAAAAUUGA
Molecule: messenger RNA, 477 nt
Organism: Opisthorchis viverrini
Lineage: Eukaryota; Metazoa; Platyhelminthes; Trematoda; Opisthorchiida; Opisthorchiidae
Exons: 1
Coding region: 1-477 (158 amino acids)
Source: RefSeq, a predicted model, not a curated record